Rhizophagus irregularis DAOM 181602=DAOM 197198 is the source of this 1484-nucleotide messenger RNA. The record is from RefSeq and is a predicted model, not a curated record. Lineage: Eukaryota; Fungi; Glomeromycota; Glomeromycetes; Glomerales; Glomeraceae.
UUUUAUUACAUAGAUCUUAAAAAUUUUCGUGAUUUCCUAAAUGAUAAGGUCCAACAUCUUGCUACUAUGUUAUAUAAUCACCAACAUCACGAACAUCAAAAGCCCAUUAUCGAUCCUGAUGAAUUUAUUUAAUUAAUAGAAACGCGUAAUCCUGAAUUAAUAGGAUUUUUUGAUUUAUUAUUUCAAUCUACUAAUCCAAAAAAAGUGCCUAAACACAAGAGCAACUUAAAAAAAAAGUAAUGCUCCUCUGUCAUUGUAUUACAUCACUUCGGAAUAAACAAAUAACUGUAGCAAAAAGUGCUAUUGAGUUGAAUCUAGCUAAUGCAGAAGCGUCUGUAACUGGAAUCAAUAUGUUAUCUAGUAUGGGAUUAAGUGUAAUGUAUCAGAUAGUUUGCAAUAAUUUACAAAAAAUUGAAACUGAACAUAAAAGAUCAUGUCAGCAAUUAUUUGUUUUAAACAUUGAUGAUUAUCAUGAUUUACAUGAAUCAUGUCAACCAAAUGCAAUUUCGUUAUCAAGAAUUGCACAUAUGGCCACACUUUUGAUUAACACAUCAUCAAAUAUCGCACCAAUUUCAUUUUUUUCAAUUAACAAUUACAGUGUUCACAAUCCUAAUGAGGUGUUUGGCAAGAAGCGUAAUUUGGCAGCAAAGCCAAAACCAUGGAAGAUUAAUUUACUUCUUUACCUGGCAAACACAGAAUGGAAUUUGGUUAAAGAUCUUAUUUUUCUACGAUUUACUCAAUCAAAAAAUGUUGGAUAUCGAACCUUUAUUGAUUUGUUAGAUAACCUAAUACCUUCAACCUUAGAUGUAUACUCCAAUUUAUUUCGUGGAAAUCAUUUUGAGGAAUAUCUUGAAACAAUUUUUCGACUUUGGACAGUAAUGCUAAGAUCUCAGCCAUUUAUUUCAGAUAUUCAAUAUUGGCGUAAUUAUCAACAUCCUAUAAUCAAUUUACUUAAAACUGAAUUACGAAUUCUUGAUGAAUAUCCCGUUGAAAACUUCCACAGUCUUAAGUUAUGGAUUAACAAAGAAAAAUGGAGUGUUAAAAUUGAGGGUAAAAAAAUUAAAAAGGAAAUAUAUUUUUUUUCACCACUUACUAAAGGUUUUUCCAAAGGAGCUUUACCUUCUGGAUAUCAUACUUCACAUCCACCUAACCAAGAUAUCUUCUCUUGUGGACACGCAUAUCACGACCAGUGUUUUAUAAAUAUGGGGUUAAAAUGCAUUUAUUAUCUUGAAUAUUUUUAUUCUGAAAUUGAAAAACUUUCUAAAUCGUACAAUGAACGUUUAGAAAUGAAUAUAAAUCUUGAAGAAUUUGAAGAACCAACGCAAAAAAAUGAAGAGGAUGAAUUAUCAGAUGAUACUGAUGAGUUUCAAAACAAUAAUACAAUUGAUGAAGGACUUACAAAAGCAAUAUUAGAAUUUAGCAAAAAAACCUCAAAAAUACAAACGCAUCCGGUAUUUCAAGAUAUAACUAAUAUAAUUAUCUAA